AUGUACACUAGAAAAAAGUGUUUACAUAAACAAUUUAUUACAUCAAAAUAUAACAUUCAAUAUACAUCAACUAAAUUAACAUUAUAUAACUGGAUGAAUUCAAAAGAAAAUCAUUUAAGAGAUUUUGAUAUGACUGCGGGAGAGAUAAAUAGAUUAAACAAACUAGAAAGGAGAAAAUAUUCAACAACUCGUUUUAAGAAACACAGUGGCAAAAGAAAUACAACUCAAAAUCAAUGUAAUACAAAUAAGGUUUUGAAUAAAACAAUUCGACAACAGAAGGAUGUUCUGAUAGAUCGACCAGUUGAAACAAAAACGUGUAAUAAACAGAACUUGGGGAAACCUAUUAAAGGUUCUUCAGUGUUUAAUAGUUGUUUAUUCUAUUUGUAUUUAACACAGACUAUCCACUUAGAUUCUUGUCAUGUGAACCACUACAGGCAUGUUCACUGUUUCAAUUCACCGUUUGAAACAUCUGAGAAGAACAAACAUGUGACAAAUGUUGAUCAUGCAAAUCGAUCUUGUUUUUCAAAACGUUAUGAAAUGAGAAAAAAUGAAUGUUCAUUUGAAAAACUGAAAAAUCUAUGGAAACAACAAUUCGAUCAAUUUAUUCUGCCUGUUCCAACAAGACGUAAUACUGGUACAAAUAGAACUACAUAUACAGAAAAAUCUACUAUCACCAAUCAGAAAAAGGAAACCCUUGAAAUGUCUCCUCAAGUAAAGAACCCUUCAAACAAUCAAUCUGAAGAAAUCAGUCAACACUUAAGCCUAUCCAAAUCAUUUAGCUCCUUAUGCUCUUCGAAAUAUGAAGUUAGAAGCUAUCAAGAUUAUGGUGAAAACUUCCUAAAAAACUUUGAAGAUAAGUAUACAUUUAGUGAUUCAUCAAAUUUAACUGGAUCAACGAUUUACCUAUAUUGUUCAACAUGCAGUCAGAUUUUCUCAUGCAGAAACAUUGAUGAAUUAAAACAACUGAAUUUACUUGAAUCUAGCUCAUCUUUAUCUUCUUACAACUUGACCUCUGAGGACAAAGAUAUCGAAAGUGAGUUUGUUUUCGACGAAUCAUUUCCAUCAUACUGGGAAUAUAUGAACCCAUCAUAUGAAUGGAUCAAAUCUUCACGUCCUGUUUCUGCACCACCAAUAUUGACUUGUUCAUCAAAGAAAUCAGCAUAA
Schistosoma intercalatum is the source of this 1164-nucleotide messenger RNA. NCBI's taxonomy places the organism in Eukaryota, Metazoa, Platyhelminthes, Trematoda, Strigeidida, Schistosomatidae. The record is from the annotation of a GenBank genome assembly.